Messenger RNA from Aspergillus nidulans FGSC A4, 579 nucleotides. Its product is annotated as PHD finger protein. The record is from RefSeq and is a predicted model, not a curated record. Bases 1 to 579 code for a protein of 192 amino acids. The transcript is spliced from 2 exons. NCBI's taxonomy places the organism in Eukaryota, Fungi, Ascomycota, Eurotiomycetes, Eurotiales, Aspergillaceae.
AUGCUGCAGAUCUUACCACGGCUCUUGUCUGCCAGCUUCAGAUUCACUGGACGCUGGGAUAAUGCGCCUGGAAUGCUCGACCAGCUCACAUCUCCUGCCAUCUCCCGUUCAACAACGCCUUUUGUCCGUGCCGCAAAUAGUGGGAUUAUUAGUCCAGCAGCUGAGAUGGCCGGCUCUGCCCACACAACAUCGACGGCACGACCCGGGACGCACACUCCAUUCCGCAUCAUGGAAAAUGUCGCGGCACCGGAUGUUUUUGACCCUAGCAUCCUCUCUCGAGCUCGAGACUUUCUGCGAGCGCACGGCGGCUUUCCGGAAUCCCAGGAGUUCUCGAUGGACUUGCUGUUGAAACUUGGCGCCAUGAUGACCGAGCUGGAUUUUCAUCGGGACCAGGUUCAAGAGCUGGCCUCUGAAAAUGCGCAUUUGCGACAGGACAACGCGAACAUCAGAGCAUAUUUGGAUUCUAACCUAAGGACAGGCCGGCCUUUCGGGCCUGGUGGGGACUCUUCCGACAUUUCGCGGCCGCCAUCUGACACAACGGGGAAAUCAUGGGACAGGAUAGUAAUGGAUUUGAUCUGA